CCGCUUCCUCUCCUCCCUUUCCCCUCCCCCCUCCCACCGCCCCCCCGCCCGAAUAUUCCAAGCUCGCGUCUUGCGGCGGCGGCGGCGGCGAGCAGACGGAGCCCAGGCCGGAGGAGGCCCCGGACCCCGAUUCCUGCUCCCAAUCGUCUCGGCGAGAGAGGCAACGGAGCCACUAUGCCUGGAGCAGAUGAGACGUUUCCGGCAGAGUCGAGGGCGACGGUGUUCUUUGGGGCUGUGACAUCUAAAUCGGAGCCGCUGACCUUUGAAGAGUCCCUCAGAUUUGUCAAGAAAGUGAAGGCUCGCAACUACAUGCUGUACCUGUCGCUGUUCGACAUCCUGGGCAGGACAGAGCUGUCCCAGCUGGAGGCCUACCAAACACUGCAGCUGCUGUUCCGCGACCACCCGGACCUGCACGAAGGGCUGGAGAAGUUCAGGCCCCCGAUGCCCACGAAGCACGCCGCGGCGAACAGCAACCUCUGGCCGUGGGUGUUUGCGUGCGCCGCCGUCCCUCUGGUGGCGAUGAGCCUGAUCCCGGCGCUGGGGAACCCGGUGCUGUGGCUCGUCCAGCAGACGCUCGGCGAGAAGAUGAGGGCGGCGUGAUUCGAGUCCGAUUCCAUUCGGCUCCUGCAGUUGCGCCUUCGCUGGUCGCUUAGGUUUAUCAAUCCCGUCAGUCAAUCGGUUGAUCGAUCAAUAAUGUAAUUAGUUGACACAUGGUCGUGUGCGUUCGUGUGUGUGUGUGUGGGUGGUGUAUAUAUAGUUAGAGCAAGCAAAGCAACAUCAUCAUUCGAUGGGAUGGGAGGAAACCCAGGGUUUAUUGGGCUGCGCAGUAUCAGGUAGGCACUGGGAAGAAAGAAAUUUGGUCACAGACCUGCAGGUCAGGUCUUUGCAACACACAGUUAUGCUGUCCACUGCUGGAUCGAACUUGACUAGCUUAUUGCUUUUAUCUGCAUA
This is a messenger RNA of Triticum dicoccoides, 951 nucleotides long. RefSeq lists its product as uncharacterized. The transcript has 4 exons. Lineage: Eukaryota; Viridiplantae; Streptophyta; Magnoliopsida; Poales; Poaceae. Gene Ontology annotation, biological process: regulation of DNA-templated transcription. Bases 175 to 600 code for a protein of 141 amino acids. The record is from RefSeq and is a predicted model, not a curated record.